This is a messenger RNA of Gryllus bimaculatus (two-spotted cricket), 2442 nucleotides long. NCBI's taxonomy places the organism in Eukaryota, Metazoa, Arthropoda, Insecta, Orthoptera, Gryllidae. The record is from the annotation of a GenBank genome assembly.
UAACAAUGGGAAAGACAAAACGGCUCAAAAUGGGGCGGCGGCAACCUAAAGUUCCGCUUGAUCAACAGAUAGAAAACGAAAAUGCUGUACAGUCAAAGGGUCGGAUUAAAAUACGACCAAAGAAGAACGAAGACGAGGAGUAUGUUGAUGCCAAGUUAUCUGAAAAAAUUAUAAAUGAAGCUCGUAAACAGCAGCAAGAACUUGAGGACGAGAUGCCUCCUUCAGAGAGAGUAAAAUUGACAGCUCCGAAAUUGGGUCCUACAAACGAUCAAGACGAAGAAAAAGAGGAACAAGAUUCAGACAAUGACCUGGAUGGAGCUUACUACGAAAAUAUAGAGGUAAAUGAAGAAGAUGAAAAAGCAUUAGAACUGUUUAUGAAUAAAGAUGGACCUCGCCAAAGAACUCUUGCUGACAUCAUUAUGGAGAAAAUUACUGAGAAACAAACAGAACUUCAUACCCAGUUUUCUGAUGCGGGAACUCUUCAAAUUGAAGAAUUAGAUCCCAGAAUUAAAAAACUUUAUGAAGGUGUUAGAGAUGUUCUCAUUAAAUACCGUAGUGGAAAGUUACCCAAAGCAUUCAAAGUUGUUCCAUCCCUGCGGAAUUGGGAACAAAUUUUGUAUGUCAUGGAGCCUCAUCGGUGGAGUGCUGCAGCUAUGUAUCAAGCUACUAGAAUAUUUGCCUCCAAUCUAAAGGAAAAGAUGGCACAGCGAUUUUUCAAUCUUGUUUUGCUUCCUCGAGUCAGAGAUGACAUUGCAGAGUACAAACGGCUGAAUUUUCAUCUUUAUCAAGCUGUACGCAAAGCUCUUUUCAAGCCUGGAGGUUUUAUGAAAGGGUUUCUUUUACCAUUGUGUGAAAGUGGUACAUGUACUUUGAGAGAAGCUAUAAUUAUUGGGUCAGUCAUUACCCGUAAUUCAAUACCUUUUGAGCGUGACAACCGAGAACUUCCUGUCCUUUGGCACCAGUCUCUACUAACAUUUGUUCAACGUUACAAGAAUGAUGUGAGCAGUGAGCAACGAGAAGCAUUACUUGGUCUACUGAAGCGUCAUCAUCAUUAUCUCAUUUCACCUGAGGUGCAGCGUGAAUUACAACAUGCUAAGUGUCGAGAUGUUGAGGUUUUGGAUACUGAUAUGAAGGAAAUGCCAUGAGGCUGCUGCCCUUAUAAAAUAACUUGUCUGAAAUGAUAAGUUGCUGCAAAUAAGGUUUUGCAAUAAAUGUAAUUGUAAGGAUACAUUUUGUAAUUGAAACCUUUCCAGAAAUAUCCCAUCAAAUAGCUGUAAUAACACAUAGCAGGACAAUAUUUUGUAUAUAUGUGUAUAGUGUGAUUACAAUCAAAACUACAUUAAAACAUUACAUAUUAAUUGGUUUAUUAUUUUCUUUCUUGAACCUGUUCCCUAUGGGGCUUUAAAGUGUUUGAGGAUGCUAAUAGUUAUUUUUGUCACAAGUCCUUUAAAUUAGUUUGUUUUGAAGGAUGAAGUCAGAAGGCUAUCUGCAAGGCAGAGCGAAGUUAACCUUCCGGCUGAGACCUUAACGGUGGUAAUAGUUCGUGGUACUGGAUGCUUUGUGAUAACUUGAAUGCUUUUUCUGCUAAUGCAAGCUGAUUGAGAAAACAAAUGUCUGGUAAUUUUGAAAUACCAGCUGAUAUUUUCGUGCCACAUGAUAUUCUGGAGGAGGCAGAAGCUGCAAGCUUUAGUUUAAUGUCUUCUAAAUAUUUAGCCACUUAUGAGAAACCUUAUUAUAUAUGUUGUAAUAGGCAAACGAAAUGGAAUGUUCGAGGCAUUAGCAAAGAGAUUAUGCUCGCAUUUUUGAAUGAGCAAUCCAAAAUAUUCCAAAUAUCCAAAAACCAACUAGUCUCUGGUCAUUGUUUAGUAUGCUAAAAAAAUGUAUAAAAAUACAUAAGAACACCUGUGGACACAUCAAAGGUAUUCAUUCCAUAUCAUUCGAAAUAUAAUAGUAAAUUCUGAAGACUAAUUAUUUAAAAUUUAUUUGAGUAUAGAUAAUAUAAAGUUAUUGAUUAAAAAAAAAAUUAAGGUUACAAGCCUAAAAAAUUAGAACUUUUAACAAAACAACUAAGUUCUGGCAAAAGGCUGACGGCAUAAACUUGCGUUUGAAAGUCAUUCUUGAUUGUGGAGUAUUUGGUGCUUGCUAUAGACAAGAACUUGCAAAUUUGGCUGUGAACAAUUUACAAGGCAAAGAAAAGUAUAUUGGAUACGUAUUCCUGUGACAAUUGUUUAUGUUUAUUCCCAAAAAUUGUGUUUUGUGUCAACGACAUAUAUAUCCCAAGAUUUAUGAGCGCUGAUGAAGUCUACACCCGAGAGUCUGCUAAAAUAUAUUGAAUAGACUUGAGCAUUUUAUUGGCUGUUGCAUUGGACACACUCCUAAAGCCUUCCUUAGAUGGUUGGUUGCUAAGUGCAUGUUCACCAACGUAAAUAAAAGUUAUUUAAU